Molecule: messenger RNA, 2202 nt
Organism: Aspergillus tanneri
Lineage: Eukaryota; Fungi; Ascomycota; Eurotiomycetes; Eurotiales; Aspergillaceae
Product: CCCH zinc finger and RRM domain protein
Exons: 5
Coding region: 1-2202 (733 amino acids)
Biological process (GO): mRNA processing
Cellular component (GO): nucleus
Molecular function (GO): RNA binding; metal ion binding
Source: RefSeq, a predicted model, not a curated record
AUGCAGCUCUCAGAAGUGCAGGCGGAGGAGGUGAAGAAGUGGGUGAUCAGGAAGCUAGAAGACAUAUCUGAUGCUGAUUCUGAUGUGCUUGCUGACUACGUACUGGCACUCAUCCGCACGGAUGCUCCAGAUGAAGAUAUCAGGAAGGCCUCGGAGGAGAACUUGGAAGACUUUCUGAGGGAGCAUACUGCUCAAUUUGUCAACGAGCUCUUCACUACAUUCGCAUCGAAAACACCCUCUGCGCCACAAGUUCAACCACCUCUACCUCAUGAUAUGCCCAGCAUUGCGGCAACUUCUACGCAAUCGGUCCAGUUCAAUCCGCCCUCGGGCCCUCCCAGAGGCACUUAUGGACCUCAAGUGGAUAAUAUUUCUCAAUCACAAAGCGACGGUCCCAGCUUCAAUCGCAAGCGUAGCUACCAUGAAGGUUUCCACGCUGAUCAAGAGCGCGAUGAUUUCCCUCACAACCGGACGUUCAAGACCCCGCGUCGAGGCCGUGGCGGUGGCAGGGGAGACUGGAUGGGCAGAGAUAGCCGUACCACGUCUGGUGUACCGGGGCUAUUCCCCCCCACCGCGGGCGGGUUCCCCGUCAUGCCUCCUGCGUUCCCUGCAUUCGAUCAAAAUGACCCAAUGGCAGCAAUGAUAGCGCUACAGGGCAUGGGUUUCCCUCAGAUGCCUGGAAUGCCCCCGAUACCUAUGCCACCGGGUGCUCCCGGACAGCAGCCGGAGCAGAUGGUGCCGAAAACCUCAGAGCGAUGUCCAUUCUACGAGACUCAGGGGAUAUGCUAUCUAGGGGCCGCCUGCCCUUAUCAGCAUGAUUCUAUGCCUGGUAUCUCGAAAGAGGAUGAAUAUGACCCGAAAUCAUCCAAUAUCGUGACAGACUUCCAAAGACGGAAUACGGACUCUUCAUUCCGCGGCGGCGACAGGGGUCGUGGCCGCGGUCGCGGAGACAGGGGCGGGUUUGGAGGUCGCGGACGUCGUUCAGAGCUCUCUGCUGCGGGACCUAACGAUGAUACUUCGAUUACUACGAUCGUGGUUGAACAAAUCCCGGACGACAAGCUUGACGACGCAACCAUCCGCGAGUUCUUUUCACAGUACGGUGAAAUCGUCGAAGUCUCUCUGCAACCACACCGGCGACUUGCCUUGAUUACAUAUGAUAGCCAUGCAGCUGCUAAGCGAGCCUGGUCCAGUCCCAAAGUCAUAUUCGAUAACCGAUUUGUCAAGGUGUAUUGGCACAAGCCAAAGACGGAGCGGAAUAAUGAAUCGCGGCCAGCUCAUGUCGAGGCCUCUGCGGAAGAACCGGUCUUCGAUCAAGAAGAAUUCGAGAAGCAGCAGGAAGAGGCGCAAAAGGCCCAUGACGAGAAGAUGAGGAAACGCAAAGAGACUGAGCAUGCCAAGCAAGCGUUGGAAAAGCAGCGAGAGGAGCUCUUGAAGAAACAAGAAGAAGAAAAAGACCGACUCAUGCGAAGACUUGGCGCUAAGAACGUUAGCAAUGGCGCAAAGCCUGAAAGCGAUGAAAUACAAUCCACAUCCGAAGACAACACCAGUGAUCAGACUAAACAAUUGCGCGCACAACUAGCGGCUCUGGAAGCAGAGGCGAAGACGCUCGGAAUUGACCCCAGUAGUUCGGACUCAACCUCGUCUUUUGGCUACCGCGGCCGUGGUAGAGGAGCUUUCGGCAGAGGCGGCUAUCCACCACGAGGUCGUGGAUAUGAUCCCUCCUACCGUGGCGGUCGCGGACGAGGUGGCAUGGCGCGUGGCCGAGGUGGUGUUCUUCGUCUCGACAAUCGACCCAAAAGAAUUGCCGUCUCCGGCGUGGAUUUCAAUAACGAGAAGGAUGAAGCAUUACGGCAGUUCCUGAUUGGCAUCGGGGAAUACGAAUCGAUUGAGCCCCAUCCCGAGGAGUCUAGUUCUCUCAUUGUAGCGUUCAAAGAGCGCUACGUCGCAGAGAAAUUCAUGUUCGGAUCCUGGAAGAUUCCUUCCGUCGGCGAGGUUCAACUCACCUGGGUCCCCAAUCCUCCCAUUUCCACCCUGUCUACAACUUCGGGUCCCGGGUCAGAGACGAAAGCGACUCCCGACGAAGAUACCAUGAUGGACUCGACCACGUCUCCACCUGCCCAGUCAACAAAACAGAAAGACGGAAAUAAUAACCACGAAGUAGACUAUGAUGUCGCAGAGGUGGAUGAUAACUGGGGCGUGGAGUAA